This is a messenger RNA of Kalmanozyma brasiliensis GHG001, 6837 nucleotides long. RefSeq names its product Dedicator of cytokinesis C-terminal. The transcript has a single exon. Bases 1 to 6837 code for a protein of 2278 amino acids. NCBI's taxonomy places the organism in Eukaryota, Fungi, Basidiomycota, Ustilaginomycetes, Ustilaginales. Gene Ontology annotation, molecular function: small GTPase binding; guanyl-nucleotide exchange factor activity. Gene Ontology annotation, biological process: small GTPase-mediated signal transduction. Gene Ontology annotation, cellular component: cytoplasm; plasma membrane. The record is from RefSeq and is a predicted model, not a curated record.
AUGGCCAGCGCCUCUUCAUACCGUAGAUGGGAACCACUCCCCAAGAUCCUCUAUGGCCUAGCCACCCAUCCCUUCUCGCCAGAGACCGAUCCGCUCGAAUCGUCCGCCGCCUUUCCCGAACUGCAAUCAGCGGAUGCCAUCCAGAACCUCAAAGACAACCUCAUCGCCCUCGAGCUCGGAGAUGAAGUCUACGUCUUCGAGCAGCUCGGCCACGACAAUGUCGGCUGGUAUCGAGGUUAUGUCGUGUCCACCAAUCGCAUGCCCACCACAGCCGCGAGUGCCAGCAGUCUAAGCGAUUACAGCACCUUUCAUGCCGUCGGCCAGCAGACGAGUGCUUCCGCCUCCGAGGAGCCGCAGGUCUAUGUUGGCGUCUUUCCGCCUACACACGUCCACAUCCGCGAGCAGCUUGACGAUGCAGAGAUGCGACUCGCGUCUGUGUACCAACACGCAAAGGAGCUUGGUGUCGUCGGUGCGACAGGCCCACUGCCACGUCAGAAUUCCCAAAUGGGAACGUUGGCCGAGGUGGAUGAAACAGCAGCCUCGUCGUCCAGCCCAAAUCCACAGUCAUCAACUCAAUUUGCUUCCAACGACGAUGCGAUUCAAGAGGUCGGCGUCAACGGUCACCUGGUGGAACGUCCACCUCCGCCAUUGCCAAGCCUUCAAUUCGGCGAUGCCACCCGAUCAGGCGCAAAUGAACCGCUGGUCGACGAAAUUGCAUGCGCACUGCGAGAGUGGUCGGCGCUCCUCUACAGCUACCUCGGUCAGCGUGACUACGGUCUCCUCAAUACCGUCAAGGAACAGAUCGAAGCGCUCUACACUGCGCGUAAACAGCUUCUCGCUCAAACUCUGUCCGCCGAGGAAGUCACCAAGCUCAGGAGGGAGUGUGUAGCUAGGCUCGUCAAGGCCAACGUUGCGCAAGGACUGGAUGUCAUCGUACGUCACCCAGGCCGCGGUGGUCUGGUCGACUUUGACCUCACUAGCAAGAGCGCAGAUCCAGACAGCUGGGUCAGCGGCAUUCGUCUAUCUGCACUCCAGGCCGCACUCGCCUAUGUGGAUCAGCAGGAGGACAACUCAUCGACUGCGGCCCCUGGCGGCAUGGAUCUGUCCGCUUCCAACGCGUUCGGCAUCACGUCACCGACGACCAACAGUGCCGGCGUACUCGCAGGCAUCUCCAACGAUCCUUCGCAACACCCAGGCACUACCUCCAGAAAGGGCUCGCUCGCGACCACCGCCCUCACCGCCAAUGCUCGCGCUAGCAACACCAACGAACCCGGGUCCUUACUCGCCGCCGCCGCCGCUGCCCAGUACUUCCACGUCUUCAUCGAACUCCGCGCAUUCGUUGCGACGCCAUGCACCGCUGGAGAGGUCGCCGAGCUGUACUUCUCCCUCUACAACCGUGCAGAAUCCCGCUUCCUCACCGAAGAGUUCUGCGUGCUCCUCAAUCACCGCGGAGUGCCGGCAACAGACUCGGUCGGCCAACUCAACAAGAUGCGGGCGCUGUUUACCGAGCUCAGUGCCAGCGACAUGAACGACCUCAACGUAGUAUGUCGCAUCGUGCGGAAAGGUGGCAUGCGCGUAGGAGACCUCCGAGCCAACCCACUGGGAGCGGCGGGUCAGGACCAGCUCUCGGAUCGCACCGAUACCUUCACCGAUCCUUCGCUGGCCAACACGCUCUCCUUCCGAACCAAGCGCAUGACGGGCGACCGAUCCUUCCGCAGACCCUUCGGAUGCGCUGUGCUCGAGCUCGGCCAACACCAUCAGUUCCAGACCGAUAUCGCUUCUUCUUCCACCAUGAAGGAACACGUCAUGCCGAUCUUUGUCCCCGUCCACGAGGCCGCAUUCAGCACGCUUCACCAGGACAUCAUCGCCUCCAGGACGCGCGAAUUCGAGAAAUCUCCACGCGCCGAUAUGUUGGUCGUCAACGUCAAGGUCUUCCAUGGCCAGACGUCAGCCGUCAUUCGCGAGAACCCCUCGCUGCUCCAAGAUACCCCACCUACGGCUCGUCUCGGUUUCCCAGACGUGGUCUUUCCAGGUGAUACUCGAAAUGAAGCCUACAUCAAGCUGUGGAGCGGCGAGUUCUAUCCCUCAGGAAACAAGAUGGCGGGCAACUCGCUAAGAAACAUCCAGGUCUCCGCCGAGGUGCGAACAAGAGACGGCCGAGUCGUUGAAGACGUUAUCUCUCGCGGUGCAGGCGAGUCCACCUUGACACAGUUUGACAGUCUCGUCUUCUACCACCAGAACGCGCCAACUUGGGGCGAGCUGAUCAAAUUGCAGCUGCCCCACGAUAUCAUGGAAGACUGUCAUCUUUUCUUCUCGUUCCGUCACCGCAGCUCAAAAGAGGAGCGCGGCGCCGUCGCCCCCAGCAACGGCGCCCAUGGCACUCAGGCCACGCAGUCAAGCUCGUCGGUGCCUGUAUCGCGACCCUUCGCUUACGGAUAUCUUCCCUUGUUCGAGUCGAAUCGAGCCUUCAUCCCGGACGGCAGUCACACGCUCUUCCUUUGGCGAACCAACAGGCCCGCGAAUCAGAUCGGUCCGGACCUCUACUUCAAUCUGCCCCCUGUCACAUCCUCCGGUCGCAGCCUGAACGACAUCGUGCCAGCCAGUCUCGCCUCGUCGGUACAGCCUCUUCGCGACAUUCUCACCUUGCGCACAUUCCUCGUCUCCACCAAGUACUCUCAGAAUGACGUUCUGCUCAAGCUGCUCAGCUGGGAGAGGUUGCUGGUCGAGGACUUCGAAGAGCUUCGAAGCGUGCUCAACCAAUUCACCUUCGUCGGAGAGGUCGAGAUCGUCAAGUUCCUGCGCGACAUCUUCGACUCGCUCUUCGGCGUGGUCACCAGCAGUCGCAACAGUCGUGGCGAGUUGGACGACCUCGUCUUCAACAGCCUCGUCACCGUGCUUGGCAUCGUGCAAGAUCGCCGCUUCAACAACUUCCGCGCCACGUUGGACGUGUACAUCGAGCAGCACUUCAAGUCCACAACGGCGCACGACAAGCUGAUCGCUUCCAUGUCCAAGCUGAUGGCCGAUCCAGCCCGGCCCGACACGUCCAAAGAUCUUCGUGCUGCGAUCAAGGUGUGGCCCUACCUGUUCAAGUUUGUCAUUCAGAGCCGCGAGAAUCAGCGAGGCGACCGCGACGUUGGCGGUGGUGCCGUCCUGGACCAUCUCGAAGCCAGCUUCAAGCGCGAGCUGGAAGGACUCCUCCGCAGCAUCAAUCAGCUGAUGAGCACGACCAAGCCUUCAUCGAUCAUCGGCACGCAGACCUUGGCGCUGCAACACUUUGCUGGCAUCUUGCCUGAUCUAGCGCGCGUCUUUACGACCGACGAGCUGGUCCGCACCGCCACUGCCUUUGCUGACAGCGUCUUCAUCGCCAAGGGCAAGAUGGUGAUCUGGAAGCUGCUUCACAUCCUGCAGCUCACCCAAGGUCCGCUCUUCGAGGAGCCCGCAUCGCGUUCACAAAUGAUCCCGAGCAUCGUCCGCUGGAUUGGCCCGCAUCUCGGUGCAUACGACGAAGCUGCUCAUGCGCCAGGCAACGCCCUCGAGAGCGCUCGUGAUGCAGCGAGAGUGUCGUGGUUGGAGUCUGCACGACUCGCCGUCACCAUUCUUGCUGUCAUCUUGGACCGUCUUCAAGUGAGUCUCGCUGCGGACCAUCAAGAGGCGCCCAAUGGAAAGCCAGGAAGCCGGGGAAAUGCCCCAGAAGAGCAGGACGACGUCGACUACCUGCUCAGCAUGAUGCCAAAGCUCCUCGAGACGUACCGCGAGCUUUCGAGCAGAGCCACCAUUAGGACGCUCGAGCGACAUCGCGCUCCGUCUACCACGCCGUCUCCCGUUCCAGUCAUCUUCCCUUCGAGCUACCCCUUCCCGCUGGUCGCCAGGCGACCGCAAGGCACCGGAUCGGUGGUCGAAGCAGCUUCAUCCCGCCGGAAUCGCCGACAGGAACGCUCAGAAUUCCUCAACUGCGGUCUGGUCGAGAUCAGUGCCGUCUUGAUGGUGCUCAUUGUGCUCAGCCCGAGGAAACAUCUGUCGAGCUUCCUCGACGAGGAGCGCGAUCUCGGUGGUGACGAGAAGACGUCCAAGAUCCUCUUCCACUUCUUCGAGGUCGCCACUUCGAUCCUUUCGUACGAUGCUUACCCAAGCACCUGGCUCAACCUGAACAUCUUCAGCCAUCAGAUGGUGCUCAAGAUGGCCGAUCCGAUCGCGUCCAUGAUGGUGCGCUACUACAUCCCCACUGCCGAGCAGAGCGACAAGUUCGACACGGUCCUCUGGCGGUCGUGCCUCACGAUGAUCUUGACCUUAUUGUCAAGCGACCAGCUCGUGAUCGAGCAGUUCAAGCCGCAGAGGCGAAGAGCGGUGUGGCGGCUGGCCGGCGACAUUCGAGGCGAAGGCGCCCAGAUCUUUGCCAAGCUGUGGACGUCGAUCGGAUGGCCAGAGAAGGCCGGAGACGACUCGGUCGAUGAGCAGACGAGCCAGUCGGACGAGCGAAUGAACACAGGCGGCUUCCAGGUCCAAUUCGUUCCUUCGCUGGUGGAGCCGGUGCUCGAGCUGUGUCUGUCGCACCAUGACGAGCUCCGGACGUGCGCCGUACGCGUGCUUGCCACCAUGAUCACAUCAGAAUGGCACCUCAACGGCGACUUUAGCGUCAUCGAGGCCGAGAUCAUCGACAAGCUCGACAUCCUCUUCUUGACGCAGACCAAGGGCGACGAGAUUUCGCGGGCCUUCUUCAUCGGUCAGCUGCGGGCACUUUUCGACAGUCCGAGCGUUGACGCUGCUUUGCGAGAGCAGGUGAACGCCUGCUUGAUCUCGGUGAACCGCUUCCUCGAUCUGCUGCUGAGCGUUCGAAGCUUGCCUCUGGAGGAAGGCUACGAGGACGAACGCAUUGCGGGCACGCUCAAGCUGCUCGGCUUCCUGCGACAGUCCAACAGGGUGACUGCGUUUUCUACGCACGUGCUGCGCCUCGUCAACCUGCACCUCGAGAACCACAACUACAUCGAGGCCGCACUCACGCUCAAGCUGCACGCCGAUCUGCACUCGUGGGACAUGGACAGCUUUGUCGAGCCGAUCCUGGAGCUCGACUUGCCGCGCCAGUCCCAUUUCGCGCGCAAGGAGACCCUCUACAUGCUGAUCCUCGACUUCCUCAGCAAAGGUCAGGCGUGGGAGAUCUCGGUGGACGUCUGCCGCGAGCUGGUGCAGCAGUACGAGUAUCGCUCGGUCAACUUCGCGCGGCUGGCCGAAGUGCUGCAGCAUCAGGCCAAGCUGUACCAGAAGAUCGCGACCGAAGAACGCUCCUUCCCCGCUUACUUCCGUGUCGCCUACUACGGUCAAGAGUGGCCGCCAUCGCUGCAGAACAAGAUGUUCGUCUACCGUGGUCACGAUCGCGAGAAGUUCGCGGCCUUCUGCGACCGCCUGCACGCCAAGCAUCCCAAGGCGACGCUGAUCAAGAGCGCUGCGGUGCCCGACGAAGCGGUGCGCUCGUCCGAAGGCCAAUUCGUCCAAGUCACGGCUGUCCAGCCAGAGCCCGAUCGUACCAAAGACAUCUUUACCAACCCAGAGGUGCCGCCGACGGUGCGUGCGUAUCACGAGAACAACGGAACCGACCUGUUCUCCUUUACGAGACCGCUCACCAGGGCUGGCGCGGCGUCCUCGGAGCAGUGGACCGAAAAGACAUAUCUGCGCUGCGAAGAUGCUUUCCCGACGGUGCUGCGACGAAGCGAGGUGGCCGAGGUGUACGUUGCCGAGAUCAGUCCAUUGGAGAAGGCGCUGGAAGACGUCAGGGCAAAGACGGGGGAGCUCGAGACCUUGGAGAAGAAGUACACGUCGAUGAGCAAGGCGUCGACGGGCAAGGUUAACACGAACCGGCUGUCGAUGGCGCUCAACGGGGCUGUCGAUGCUCCAGCGGAUGGCGGCGUGCCCAUGUACAAGCGCACCUUCUUUGCGUCAGACUACCUGGCGACGCACGAGGAUCAGCAGGAAGUCGUCGAGGAGCUGCGACAGGCCAUUGAUGUGCAAGCGACGGUGCUAUUCCGCUGCAUCCGCUUGCAUGCUCAGCUGUGCCCGCCGGAGAUGAAGCCUUUCCAUGACACGCUGGAACGCUUCUUCGUGCAAAACUUCAGCGAAGAGAUUCAACGUUUGGAUCUGGACGUGCGUAAGCUCGGUGAAGCAACGUCUGACUCGGUUGACCUUACAAACGGCAUCGGCGAGGACGACGCUAGCAGGUCGCCGGAACGUACCAUGACACGAGGUUUCACCACGGGCAUGGGCGCGAUGGGUCGAGCCGCGGUUGGCAAUGGCUUCUCGGCAGCCGAUGAAGGUCGUCAGGAUCUUCAAACAACUGCGCAGCCUGGCUAUGGCCGACGCGGCGAUACAUCGCAAUCGCCAUUGCAACGUCACAUUGCCUUCUUGACAAAGCAGUCCGAGCCUCUGGCUUCCCGCGAAGCACCGGCAGCGACAGCACCGGCAGUGGCAGUGACAGCGCCGGCGCCAACGGCAGCAGCGCCCGUCGCCAGUAGCGCUCUGACAACAACUGACUCGACCAGCUCCGCCACACCAGGCGCGACCGCCAUGUCCAUGGAACGAUCCAAAUCCGCCCGAGGCAGCAAAACGCUAGCCCCAAUCACCGAGGACACGCAAGGCGGAGUGGCCGACAUGCCCGCUGCAGCGCCCACGAUCUACAACGACUGGCGCACAGGCAACAGCUCCACCGCCGAUAGCGCGCUCAAGCAGUCGACGAUCCAACGAAACGACUCGGCCGCCGAUCUGAGCUCGAUCAAAGGCAGCACGGCGCCGAGCAAGCAGCCGACGAGGUUCAGCAAGCUCAUCGGGAGGAGGAAGGGGUCCGGAUCGUAG